Mytilinidion resinicola is the source of this 2573-nucleotide messenger RNA. Its product is annotated as sorting nexin mvp1. Lineage: Eukaryota; Fungi; Ascomycota; Dothideomycetes; Mytilinidiales; Mytilinidiaceae. Gene Ontology annotation, biological process: protein targeting to vacuole; retrograde transport, endosome to Golgi. The coding region runs from base 132 to 2267 and encodes 711 amino acids. The record is from RefSeq and is a predicted model, not a curated record. Gene Ontology annotation, molecular function: phosphatidylinositol-3-phosphate binding. The transcript is spliced from 5 exons. Gene Ontology annotation, cellular component: endosome.
UGAACGGCGACGCUCACGAUGCUUCAGCCGCCAUCCAUCGUCCUCCUGUACCUCUCUCGUCUCUAACCGCAUCGCGAUUGAUACCCGUACCCUCUGCCUCGAACCCUAGCGCAACCCAGACUCUCGCCGUGAUGUCGCUCUUCGGCGAUGACGAUCUGCCUGCGCGGCCAAAACAGUCCACUCUCUUCGAUGACGAGCCGAAACCAGCAGCCAGGUCAGGCUCGAGCCUGUUCACAGAUGACUUCAACGAUGCCGGCGACUCUCCCUGGGGCCUUCCGACGCCCAAGAAGGCAGCGCGCGGGAAUCUGGUGAAGACGCUGCUGGGAAGUGGGGACGUGCCAGAGAGCUAUGUCGAUGCAUUCGAUGCGCUGAUUGCAUCUGGCGACCGUACAGGAAGCGGAGUGAGCCUCGCUGGAGUGAAGAAGCUGUUGGCAGACAGCGGACUGCCGGCCGACGUUCAGGCCACCAUCGUGGGCAUCGUGGCCCAACCGGGACAGGACUCGACUGCUGGAUUCGGCAGGGGCGAGUUCAAUGUCUUGCUCGCCCUCAUUGGCCUGGCGCAGGAAGGCGAGGAUGUGACACUGGACAGCGUGGAUGAUCAUAGACGACACCUCCCAGAACCCUCGAUCAAACUACCCACGCCUCCACAAGUUGCGAAACCAACGACUCCUCUACCUCCCCAUACUCCUGCUACGCCUCGAAGCCAGCCGGCAGCAACCCCGAGUCAGCCACGUGCUAUGCGCAAGGAAUCAUUCGGAUUCCCGGAAGCGGAUCCGUGGUCAAGUCCAGCUCUACACCGAGGCCAUGAGCAUAUUGUGGAACCUGGUGCGCCUCCAAUCAACGGGGCGACUUUAUCAAGCGCCGGGAUGCCAGGACGAACAACAAGCGCCUUCACAACGGCGUCUGACAAUACCAGCUCCCCCCCUCCAAGCAACCAUAUAGGAGAGCGACCAACUACAGGUGGAACAGCUGGCUGGGGAGCAUACAAUGGGUCUUCACACGAUGGGUUCUCUGGUGCAGGACUAGGAGAUGGGUUUGGAAACGAGGGAGGAGACGAGGCCAAUCGCAAUCCGGGUGGCUUGGGAAGAUCCCUAGGAGGAGGCCGGGUUGCAGGCAGUGGCGUAGAAGAAGUUAUCACCGUGACGGCGAUUGCUGAAAAAGAGGGCAUGUUUUUAUUCCAGCAUCGAAACUACGAAGUUACCAGCGCCCGCCGCAACAGCAAGGUUAUACGAAGAUACAGCGAUUUUGUAUGGCUGUUGGAUUGUCUACACAAGAGGUAUCCGUUCCGACAGCUUCCGCUACUACCACCGAAACGCGUUGCCAUCAACGGAAACUACUUAGCUGCAGAUGCUUCGUUUGUCGAGAAGCGACGUCGUGGCCUGGCGCGGUUUGCAAACGCUCUUGUCCGCCAUCCAGUACUCUCGCAGGAGCAGCUAGUUGUGAUGUUCCUCACAGUACCAACGGAGUUGGCUGUAUGGCGUAAACAAGCUACGAUAUCUGUCCAGGAAGAAUUUACUGGAAAAUCUCUGCCGCCUAGCCUGGAAGACUCUCUUCCUCAGAACCUACAGGAUCUGUUUGACCAAGUACGAUCGGGCGUCAGGAGAUCCGCAGAGACAUACAUCAAUCUGUGUAACCUCAUGGAGCGGCUCUGCAAGCGUAACGAAGGGCUGGCGGCUGAAUACCUUCGAUUCUCCCUCGCCCUACAAACCCUGACCGAGGCAUCAUCGGACACAUACGCUGUUGAUGCCAACGACGUUCCUAUGCUCAACGAAGGCUUGAACUCUACGGCGAAGCAUCUCUCAGCAAGCCAGGCCUUACUGGAAGAUGAGGGUCGGGCUUGGGACGAAGGCGUCUUGGAGGAUCUGAAAAGGCAAAGGGACUGCCUUGUCAGCAUGCGGGACCUGUUUGAUCGGCGAGACCGCUACGCCAAGGACAACAUUCCUCAGCUGGAGAAGAGGAUACAGAACAACGAAAACAAGUUGCAGGCCAUCAGAAACAAGCCGGAGGCUUUGCAGAAGCCUAAUGAGGCGGAGAAGGUUGAGGAGGCUAUUGUACGAGACAAACAAUCAAUCGUCGCCCAACACGCCCGCGGCGUCUUCAUCAAAGAAUGCGUGCGAGACGAACUCCUCUUCUUCCAGCAUUCGCAGUAUCAUAUCAGCAGGCUACACCAAGAUUGGAGCCAGGAGCGCGUAAAGUACGCGGAGCUGCAGGCGGAUAAUUGGAGGGGGUUGAGUGAGGAGGUUGAGAGCAUGCCUAUUGGAGACUAGACGGCGGCAGUUGUAAUCUUCGGCGUCUGUAAUUUCUAGCUUGGGGUAUAUCGGAAGUCUGCUCUUAGGUUUCAUCUCUAGCUCUCUCGGCGGCUCAGAUGACUGUACAGUUCGAGGUGCGCGCAGCAGUUUUGGGGGUUUGCGUGCAUAUUUGUAGUCGAUAUUCCGGGGAGGUCUACUGUCUCGUAAGAAGCAAAUUGAGGUCCUAAACCAUGAAGCUGUUGCUCCAGUACAUGGUUAUAACAUGGCUAUAGAUAUCCGCAAGGCGCCACAAGCGGUGGCAGAAAGAGACACGGUCUGAUCGGG